This is a messenger RNA of Linum trigynum, 1698 nucleotides long. The record is from the annotation of a GenBank genome assembly. Lineage: Eukaryota; Viridiplantae; Streptophyta; Magnoliopsida; Malpighiales; Linaceae.
AUGGUCUGGUCAUCGGAUUCUUGCAACGACCAAUCGUUCAACCAAACCCGAGAUCCUUGUGUUGGCCUUUCCACAAUUCAAGUGUCAGCAUCAUCAUCUCAAUCUGCAGUUGCUGCUGCGGCGGCAUUGGUGAAUGCUGUUUCAUCUUGUUGUAUGAAUUUGUGUCUCACCUUCCUUCCUCCCUACCUUCAGCCGAGGAAAGGAAAUGGAUAUGGUGGUAUGCCGGCGGGGAUGGGAGCCGGUCAGGAAGCAGUGAUUUUCAGUUACGGCGACGACGAGAAGCGAGUCGCAUUCCUAGAAAAGCGAGACCAGAACUCCUCCUCGUCCUACUCCGGCGGCGGAGAUGGAGCCGCGGCGGCGGCGUUGGUUGAGCGGAGCGGGACGGUGUGGACGGCGGUGGCGCACAUAAUCACGGGAGUGAUCGGGUCGGGAGUGCUGUCGCUGCAGUGGAGCGUGGCCCAGCUGGGGUGGGCGGCGGGGCCGGCAGCCAUGGUGAUGUUCGCCGCCGUGACUCUGGUGUCGGCGUUCUUGCUCUGCGACUGCUACCGGUCGCCGCAUCCGCUCCUCGGCCCUUCCCGGAACCGCUCUUAUCUCCAGGCCGUUAACCUCACCCUAGGGAGGACAAAGGCGUGGGCAUGCGGGGUGCUAGUGCACACAAGCAUGUACGGAAUAGGGAUUGCCUACACCAUCACUGCCGCCAUCAGCAUGAGGUCGAUUCAGCAAUCAGCCUGCACCACUUACAACAACAACAACAACAAGAAAGAAGAUGGGGCAUGUGACAUGAGCUGGCACAUGCUGGUGUUUGGAUUGGCUGAGAUGUUCAUGUCUCAGAUCCCCAACUUCCACGACAUUCAGUGGCUCUCCAAUGUUGCUGCUCUAAUGUCUCUGGCCUACUCCUUCAUUGGUCUCGGCCUUGGCUUUGCUCGCGUCUUGGAGAAUGGGUAUGUGAAGGGCAGCAUGACAGGGAUAAGAGGAGCAACUCCGGUUGACAAGAUGUGGAAGGUGUCUCAAGCGCUUGGGGACAUUGCAUUUGCCUAUCCCUACUCUCUAAUCCUCAUUGAAAUCCAGGACACUUUGAAAUCCCCGCCUUCAGAGAAUGAGACGAUGAAGAAGGCAUCCACAGUGGCGAUACUAGUGACCACAGUGUUCUACCUCUGCUGUGGAGGGUUCGGGUAUGCAGCAUUUGGGGAAGACACUCCAGGAAACCUCUUGACUGGUUUCACUCACCCACAUUGGCUUCUCGACUUCGCCAACGCCUGCAUUGUGCUCCACAUCCUCGGCGGCUAUCAGGUCUACUGCCAGCCGGUGUUCGCAACUGCAGAGAAGUGGUUGGUGGAGACUUUCCCGGACAGCAUCCUCGUCCGGCACAGCAGCGUGAAAUUGCCAGUUCCCGCGGCAGGCCGGAACGUGGAAGUGAAGGUGCUGCGGCUGUGCUUCCGGACGCUGUACGUGGCGUCGACGACGGCGAUCGCGAUGAUGUUCCCCUACUUCAACCAGGUGAUCGGGGUGCUGGGAGGGUUCAUGUACUGGCCGGUGAGCAUCUAUUUCCCGGUGGAGAUGUACGUGAAGCAGAGGGAGGUGGAGGCCUGGACGGUCAAGUGGGUGCUGUUGCAUUUGUUCAGCGUCUUCUGCCUCUUGCUCAUUUGCUUCGCUCUCGUUGGUUCGGUUCAAGGCCUCCUCACCGCACACUUGGGGUGA